CAACAGGAAAGAAAGAACGGUACAAUGCGGCGCGCGCUGGAACGGCUUGCCAAUAAUUUUUCUGGGCCCCAGCUCGCCUGUGAAGCAGGUUGAUGCCUAGCUUAUGGGGCAUCAAAUCCAAUUGAUGCUGCGCCAGUGCCUGGAGCCCUGGACCAAAAGAGAUCGACAGCCAAGUCCCUGUGGAUCCGGGACUUCGGAUGCCCAGACAUUCUUUCAGCUGACCAGUCAUGUGACCUCCAUGCCUCAUCCCAUUCCCAGGUUCAUCCGUAGCUACCGUCACCUGUCCUCGCAAUCACAAGCUGCCCGAAACCCCAUUCUCAAGAACAAUUUUUUAACUAUUUCUUUCAUGAUGGUCCAGUUUGGCGAUGUACGGAGUAGCGUCGUCUGGCUUCUUUCACUCGGUUUCGAGUUCCGUUUGGAUCAUGCACACUUUCUCAGCCAAUGGGACUCGGCUUAGCUAAUCCCCAUCGUUCGACUCUGGUGCAAGUCUGAAACGCAGAGCCCACAUCAGAGCCCCUUUUUCGAUCUCCUUUCUGGCCUCUCCUGUUAGCCGCUGGGCCAGCUGUCCCUUACAGGCCCGGACGGCGCAAAUCAGGCCCUCGUCUCAACCUUCUUACAGGGCAAUCGGGAGACACA
Canariomyces notabilis is the source of this 636-nucleotide messenger RNA. RefSeq lists its product as uncharacterized. Bases 104 to 457 code for a protein of 117 amino acids. The record is from RefSeq and is a predicted model, not a curated record. Lineage: Eukaryota; Fungi; Ascomycota; Sordariomycetes; Sordariales; Chaetomiaceae. The transcript has a single exon.